CGGCAGGGGGCGUGGCGGGAAGUUUGAAACUGCUACGGUGGUUGAAGCUCGAGCUGCUGUGCACCCAAAGGUGGAGUUGGAGAGUGGCAUCCCCUCCUUGCCCCGGGCCGGGCCCUGCCCCACCCUAUCCCUCCUGGUUGAGAUGGGCUCAGCCAAGAGCGUCCCAGUCACUCCAACGCGGCCUCCGCCGCACAACAAGCAUCUGGCAAGAGUGGCAGACCCGCGUUCGCCUAGUGCCGGCAUCCUGCGCACUCCCAUCCAGGUGGAGAGCUCUCCACAGCCAAACCUACCAGCAGGGGAGCAGCUGGAGGGUCCCAGUCAGGCCCAGGGCUCAGAUCCCCGCUCUCCUACCCUUGGCAUUGCACGGACACCUAUGAAGACCAGCAGUGGAGAGCUCCCAAGCCCAUUGGUGAAUCAGCUGAGUGAACUACUUGAGACUGAAGCCCCCAGAUCGAACCUUCCUCUAGAGCCUGUUCUGCACCUAGAGGCACCUUCAUCUUCUGAAUUGGACUUGCCUCUGGGCGCCGAGUUUUCCCUCAAGGACCAGAUGCCACCUUGGAGUCAGACUGAGCUCCCCUCCAAGCAGGUGUUUCCUGAGGAGGAAACAGGACAGCCCUCAGAAACCCCUAUGGCCAGCCAGGGCUCAGACAAGCCCUUGAGAGACCCCGAGACACCCCGAUCUUCAGGUUCUAAGUGCAAUAGACGGAAACCAAACAGCAAGGUACUAGGGAGAUCUCCCCUCACCAUCCUGCAAGAUGACAACUCCCCCGGGUCUCUGACACCACGACAGGGUAAGCGACCUUCUCCCCUGAGUGAAAAUGUUAGGGAACUAAAGGAUGGGGCCAUUCUGGUAACUGGACGACUUCUGAGAACUGGAGGACGAGCAUGGGAGCAAGGCCAGGACCAUGACAAGGAAAAUCAGCACUUUGCCUUGGUAGAGAACUAGGCUGUGUGCGGCCCCAGCCCUGGGCUUACCAGGGAUCUAGUGGUAUUCCAUAUCCUCUCACACCUUCUUUCCCUCAGAGACUGGAAAGGGUCAUUUUCUUUGACUCCCCCUAAACUACUGACUCUGGAAUUGAGAGCUUUCUUGGGCUUUCUUUGUGUCUUAUAUGUUUCUUGUAUAUUAAAUGAAGUGGUUUUAAAUGAU
Molecule: messenger RNA, 1147 nt
Organism: Hipposideros armiger (great roundleaf bat)
Lineage: Eukaryota; Metazoa; Chordata; Mammalia; Chiroptera; Hipposideridae
Gene: CDCA3
Product: cell division cycle associated 3
Exons: 6
Coding region: 143-946 (267 amino acids)
Source: RefSeq, a predicted model, not a curated record